Messenger RNA from Apiotrichum porosum, 1290 nucleotides. RefSeq lists its product as uncharacterized. Gene Ontology annotation, biological process: primary miRNA processing; regulation of gene expression; rRNA processing. Gene Ontology annotation, cellular component: nucleus. Bases 1 to 1290 code for a protein of 429 amino acids. Gene Ontology annotation, molecular function: ribonuclease III activity; double-stranded RNA binding. The transcript is spliced from 3 exons. The record is from RefSeq and is a predicted model, not a curated record. Lineage: Eukaryota; Fungi; Basidiomycota; Tremellomycetes; Trichosporonales; Trichosporonaceae.
AUGAACGCUCUUGCCCCCCGUUCCCUCCUCACCGGCGCCUUCCAGCGUCGCCUCGCUCGUACUCCUCUGAGGCGUCGUGUCUUGGCUGUGGCUGCCCGUGACUUGAGCACUACCGCCCCCGUGUUCAAGCCUCGUCGUGGACCCCCAGCCAUCAACCCUUAUUCGAGCAGUGCGCUCGCUGCCUUCCUCGCCCGUCUUUCGCUCCCUGCCUCGGCGGACUUGCACCCCGCGCUCAUGGCUGCCCUCACCCACCCUUCCUACGUUCAUGUCGCCAAGAAGAACUUGAAGGAGGCGAUGGACCAGUACAACAACGACGUGAGCAAGGGCAAGGAGGGUCUUGUUGAGCCCGAGCUCGAAGUCUUUGAGACCAACGAGCUGCUUGCGUCGCUCGGCAACUCGCUCCUCGGCCUCUUUGCGGCAGAAGACAUUGCCUCUAGGUAUCCCCACAUGCCCUCGGCCGCCCUUCAGCAGGCCGUCACCGCCUAUGUUGGUCCCGAGUCGUGCUUGAGCGUUGGCCGUGAGCUCGGUCUCAACGUCGUCAACCUCAAGCAGGCCUUGCCCAACAACGCCCCCGUUGGUGUCCCCAUCCGUUGGGCGCGCUCCCAGUCCGAGCCCAAGGAGGAUGCCGCCGCUGCCGUCGAGACCCCCGUCGCCCGCGGAUACCGCCCGUCGCGCGCCGAGGACGAGAACAGGAUCGGUCGCGAUGUUAACACCUGGGGUGCCGGUGUCUCGUCGGUUGUCCGCGCUCUUGUCGGUCUUGUGUACCAGGAGGCUGGCAUCCACGCCGCUCGCGACUUUGUUACGGCUCACUUCAUGAGCCGUCAUGUCGACCUCACUGCCAUCUUCAGCAUCACCAAGCCCAAGCACGUCCUGUCGUCGGCCGUGACCAAGCACCUGGUGAACGCUGGUGUCCCCAUCACCCCUGACACUGGCCGUAUCCAGAGCCGCGUCCUCGCAUCGACCGGUGCCACCACCCAGGCUCCCCUAUUCAACAUUGGUCUCUUCCUGACCAACGGCCUCAAGCUUGCCGAGGGCCACGGUUCGUCCCUCGCCAUGGCCGAGCACCGCGCGGCCAUCAACGCCCUCCUCUCCCUCUUCCUCAUGAAGAACACCAACGCUGGCAAGCUGCCAACCACCAUGCACGCCUCGAGGCCGAUUGCCAACGGCGCCGCGAGCCUGUCGACUGCCGACGUUGCAACCGAGGCGGGCUUCUCGAGCGCAGUGGGCGCGGGCGAGAGCGAGUCGCUGGUCGGACUGGGCAAGGGACUGCGGGCGGCACGGAAGCACUAG